GAAAGGCGGGCCAACCACGCCUGGUGUUGGAAUAUAAAAAGGAGUGAGCUUCGUAUCUUUCACUUCACUCCUUUUCCUCUGCAUGCAGUGUGACUGAGGUGGAACAUUCAAGUCUAAUCAUGAGCAGGAACUUCUUGUCCAAAAAUGAUGAGCUCCGCAAGGGAGACUUCUUGGUGUCCAACAAUGGAGAGUUUAAGGCGAUUUUCCAGGAUGAUGGCAACUUUGUCAUAUAUGGCUGGAAGCCUGUGUGGGCUUCAGACACUUAUGGAUCCGAUGCUGUCCGUCUGUGCAUGCAGGCUGACUGCAACCUGGUCAUGUACAACCCGCAAGAUGAGCCCAAAUGGCACACAAACUCUUCCAAAUCCAGUUGUAACAUGUGUCGUCUUCAGCUGACCGAUGACGGCAGACUGCUGGUGUACAGGGAAGCUGACGAGAUUUGGAACUCUGCUAACUCCAAAGGCAUGAAGUAAUAAAAACAUCUGAAUGUCAGCUUGAGUUACUCAGUAAAGCUGCCUGCCAUGUAAACUGGAACCAAAUAAAAAAUUAAAUUCUGCAUCACAA
Scatophagus argus is the source of this 561-nucleotide messenger RNA. Its product is annotated as mannose-specific lectin-like. The transcript is spliced from 3 exons. The record is from RefSeq and is a predicted model, not a curated record. Bases 120 to 470 code for a protein of 116 amino acids. Lineage: Eukaryota; Metazoa; Chordata; Actinopteri; Scatophagidae.